Molecule: messenger RNA, 618 nt
Organism: Necator americanus (New World hookworm)
Lineage: Eukaryota; Metazoa; Nematoda; Chromadorea; Rhabditida; Ancylostomatidae
Exons: 1
Coding region: 1-618 (205 amino acids)
Source: RefSeq, a predicted model, not a curated record
AUGAAUGACGGUACACUCGUCAUUCGUGGAGAGAAGGUCCCGUCGCGAAAUGUAGGCGGUGUUGGUUUUGUCAUGCACCCAUCUGUCGUCCAUCUUGUCGAUUCUCGCGAGAUCCUGUCACCUCGUCUGGUCAUUCUUCGCCUCCGCCCUCUGCGCCAAAAACACAUCAGUAUCAUCAGCUGCUACUCACCAACAGCAGCAGCUGACGAAUCUACAUUGGGCGCGUUUUACGAGGAGCUGGAGGAAGUAGUCCGCAACGAGAAGUCCUUCUACAAAUUCGUUGUCGUAGACAUCAACGCAAAACUAGGAAAGGCCACAGAAGAGGAAUACAGGAUUGGAAGAUUUGGACUAGGGGUCCGGAAUGAAAAUGGCAAUCGUCUCGCCGGGCUGUUGUCCACCGCUCACCUCUUUCAUGGGAACUCUCUUUUCAUGAAAAAAAGAUCAUCGUCGGUGGACAUGGGAAUCGCCCAAUGGCGCGACUCGUGCGGAGAUCGACCACAUACUCACCAACCGGGGUCGCACGUCUUCUCGUCGCGAGAUGGAAAUCAUUACGGAGAGGUUCUACUCGAACCUUUUCCGUUCAUCAACUCCUGCGUAAAGCCCGAUCAUCCCAACUGA